CCCUUCCCUGCGCCCACUCCCAGUUCAUUUCCUGUCCCGUUCCGCCCGCCCAGCAGCGACCUGGCUCAGCAGGCAGGCGGCCCAGGCGCCCCGGGAUGUCACUCUAUUAGAAAUUGAGGAUGAUCUGCAUUUGAUUUGCAAGGAAUAGAGGGGUGGAGAUGGUCAGCCUUUCUCUUGUCGCCGACAUCUUGAUAGUGCAGUGCUGCGUUUAGCAAGAAGGCUCUGGUUCAGGUGACUACUGGCAGCAAAGGUUUAGCUUUCAUCUUGACUCUCUUCCUUGAACAUCAUUUCCCUCGAAGUGGGGUGUCUACCUGAAGAACAUUUUAUUUUAAAAGGAAAGAUGCUAUCUCCAAAUGAUAAAAAGUUAGAAAAGCUGGAUCCAUUUUAUCGACCUUCUAUGUCCAAGCAGAAGACCAGCGCAGAGAUCAUAAGUGAAGCACGAAAUGCAUUAAGAACAGUUAGGACCCAACGACCAUUUACACCACGGGAAGACCAAAGAAAGCUAUUUGGGCCUGCAUCUUCAAGAACACCAGAAAAUAGACCUCCUUCCUCCUUUAGCCUCCAUGCAUCCAGUUUUGAGUCAUCUGAUUCCAGGCCUAUCUCCAGUGCUCGUCUCAGUCCACUAGAGCUUAGACCGAAAGCUCCGGCAUCUCCCGCCCCGGAGGAGGACCUGUGCUUUUCCUUUCCCAAACCCCCAGUGGACGCUGCAAAGAUGAGAAGAAUAAGCAGUGCCCGGGCGCGCUUAUUCAGGGCGGCCUCCCAGGGGGCUCUUCUGCCUGACAGGACGCUUCCUCCCGCUGAGUCAAAGAAGACAGUGGAAUCCAAAGAAACCAUUGUGAAGGGGGACCCUAUGGUGAAAACAAAUGGGAUUUAUUUAACAGAAUCAAACGCCAUGGGCCACUUAAAGAGUCACCCACUUCAGCUAACUUACGACGGAGGCUUCAGUGAAAUUCAGGAGCAAGAAAUGUUUAAAGGGACAACAUCCUUGCCAUCUCAUCUCAGAAGUGGAGGGGAGCAGGGGAAGAGGUGUUCGAGAGCCUCAUCAUAUUCCAGCAGCUCAGACGUGAGCCGACUGGCAGCCAGAGCAGUCUCAAAAGCCAACUUGCAAGAAAAGGAUACAGAAAUAGAAGUAGACGAAGUCUUUUGGAAUACAAGGAUCGUACCGAUUUUGCAUGAAUUAGAAAAGGAAGAAAACAUUGAAACAAUUUGUGCUGCUUGCACACAACUUCAUCACGCUUUAGCAGAAGGAAACAUGCUUGGAAAUAAGUUUAAGAGAAGAAGUAUUCUCCUGAAGACCCUAUAUAAACUAGUUGAUAUUGGUUCAGACUUGCUCAGCCUUAAACUUGCAAAACUUAUUCUAGCACUUAAAGUGAGUAGAAGGAAUCUCCUUAAUGUCUGCAAACUUAUAUUCAAAAUUAGCAGAAGUGAGAAGAAUGACUCUCUGAUUGAAAAUGACAGCAUUCUGGAAUCAUUAUUGGAGGUCCUGAGAAAUGAAGACCUGCACACUAACACUGAAGCUUUUUUAUACUGUAUGGGGGCUAUCAAAUUCAUUUCUGGAAACCCAGGAUUUCUCGAUGAAAUGAUCAGCAAAGGUGCUGUGGAAAUAUUGGUGAAUUUGAUAAAGCAAAUCAAUGAGAACACCAGGAAAUGUGGCACAUGUCUGCCUAACUCAGGCCACUUGUUAGUCCAAAUGACUGCUACACUGAGAAACUUGGUUGAUUCACCACCAGCAAGAAGUAAGUUGCUAAGCAUCAGUGCCCUCCCCCAGCUCUGCGCGGUGAUGGGACAGUACAUGGCUGACAAGGAUGUCUGCACCAAUAUUGCCAGAAUAUUCAGCAAACUUACUUCUUACCAUGACUGCUGUGCAGCCUUGGCCAACUGUUCCAGAUGUUAUGCCUUGUUUUUGAAAGUGAUAAACAAAUACCAGAAGAAACAGGAUUUAGUUGUCCGUAUUGUCUUUAUUCUUGGCAACCUGACAGCGAAAAAUCACCAGGCUCGUGAACAGUUUUCCAAAGAGAAAGGGAGCAUCCCGACCUUGCUGUCGUUAUUCCAUACAUUCUACAAACUGGACCUGUGUGCUGAGGAGCAGAUGGGAGAAGCCCAGCAACCCAAGGUGCAGAGGCCGCGGGCCCCCGCAGAGGACGUGCUCAUCAAGCUGACCCGAGUACUGGCCAACUUAGCCAUCCACCCUGGCAUCGGCCCGGCCCUGGCCACCAACCCGCACGCCGUGGGCCUGCUCCUCGCCACGCUAGAAUACAAGUCAAUUGAGGAUUGCGAGGAGCUGGUGAUCAAUACUACAGCCACAAUCAACAACUUAUCUUACUACCAAGUGAAGAAUUCCAUAAUUCAAGACAAAAAGCUAUAUAUUGCUGAAUUGCUCAUAAAGCUUCUUGUGAGUAAUAACAUGGAUGGAAUCCUUGAAGCUGUGCGUGUUUUUGGAAAUCUCUCCCAGGACCAUGACAUCUGUGAUUUCAUUGUGCAGAAAAAUGUACACAAGUUCAUGAUUGCACUGCUCGAUGCUAAGCAUCAGGAUAUUUGCUUUUCUGCCUGUGGCGUUCUCCUAAAUCUCACUGUGGAUAAAAGCAAACGUGUCAUCCUAAAAGAAGGAGGUGGCAUUAAAAAGUUGGUGGAUUGUUUAAGACAUUUUGGUCCUACCGAUUGGCAGCUGGCCUGCUUGGUUUGCAAAACUUUAUGGAACUUCAGUGAAAAUAUCACCAACGCUUCAUCAUGUUUUGGAGAUGAAGACACCAACACAUUGUUAGUCCUGCUACCAUCAUUUUUAGAUGAAGAACUAGCACUGGAUGGCAGUUUUGAUCAAGACCUAAAAAACUAUCACAAACUCCAGUGGGAAACAGAAUUCAAACCUGUGGCCCAGCAGCUCCUGAACCGAAUUCAGAGUCAUCAUACCUUCCUGGAACCACUGCCUAUUCCUUCUUUCUAACAUGAUGUAGAUUAACAACAGAAGCAAGAAGUCAGGUCUCCUUCAUUCUUACGGAGUGGUAACAUGCAUGAACAUUUGUUUUUCAGUAUGGACAAAUAGUGAAAGUUUUUCAGAUACUGAUUUUAGUGAGUAGUUUAAGUAUCUUAGAAGAAAUAGGCAUUUCUUCUCGUUAGGUAGGUAUUAUGGAAAAAUGAAUAUAAAUGUGCUCUCUGCUAUGAGAAAUGUAAGAUGAAAAUAUAUUCACAGUUUUUCAAAGUA
This is a messenger RNA of Prionailurus viverrinus (fishing cat), 3199 nucleotides long. It is a transcript of the gene ARMC2, whose product is annotated as armadillo repeat containing 2. Bases 341 to 2941 code for a protein of 866 amino acids. NCBI's taxonomy places the organism in Eukaryota, Metazoa, Chordata, Mammalia, Carnivora, Felidae. Gene Ontology annotation, molecular function: protein binding. The transcript is spliced from 20 exons. The record is from RefSeq and is a predicted model, not a curated record. Gene Ontology annotation, biological process: sperm axoneme assembly; cilium organization.